This is a messenger RNA of Neocloeon triangulifer, 1437 nucleotides long. It is a transcript of the gene Pcmt, whose product is annotated as protein-L-isoaspartate(D-aspartate) O-methyltransferase. The transcript has 8 exons. Gene Ontology annotation, molecular function: protein-L-isoaspartate (D-aspartate) O-methyltransferase activity. Gene Ontology annotation, biological process: protein modification process. NCBI's taxonomy places the organism in Eukaryota, Metazoa, Arthropoda, Insecta, Ephemeroptera, Baetidae. Gene Ontology annotation, cellular component: cytoplasm. The record is from RefSeq and is a predicted model, not a curated record. Bases 177 to 1016 code for a protein of 279 amino acids.
GCUCCAGAAGAAGCCGAAGCCGGCAGCGUCCGAAAUCAAAACACUCCCAUCAGCUGUGCAGUAGAAAUUUCCGAGAACUUUUGGAAGGUUCUUAUAUUGAAUUUGCAGCCGUUCGGCUAAUUUUUGCGAAUUGCAUAGUCAGUUUUCGCUUCGGUUGUUCUCGGCGUUCGCCUUUAAUGCGACAACUGCUUUCAUUGGCAACCUGCAUCAACUACUUUGUCGUCCCGAAUUUGAUUCUUCGAGCAACCAUGGCCUGGCGAUCUCACGGCACGUCCAACGCUGAACUCGUUGCGAACCUGAAAGGACACGGUAUCAUUACGAGCUCCAAAGUGGAAGAUGCGAUGCUGAGGACUGACCGGGGCAAAUACUCGGAGAGCAGCCCUUACUUGGACGCUCCACAGGGCAUCGGCUACGGAGUCACCAUCAGUGCGCCGCACAUGCACGCGCAUGCUUUGGAAAUCCUGAAGGACCACUUGAAGGAAGGAAACAAAGCGUUGGACGUCGGCUCUGGAAGUGGCUACCUGACCGUCUGCAUGGCCCUCAUGGUUGGAGAGAGUGGAAAGGCAGUUGGCAUUGACCACAUCAAAGAGCUGGUGGACAAGUCGGUCCGCAACGUCGAGGAGGACAAACCCGAACUUUUGAGCAGCGGACGAGUCAAGCUUGUUGUUGGCGACGGAAGGAAAGGAUACAAGGUGGAAGCUCCUUACAAUGCAAUCCACGUUGGAGCUGCUGCGCCGAAGGUGCCUGUCGAGUUGAUUGAGCAAUUAGCUCCUGGUGGCCGAAUGGUGAUUCCGGUUGGUCCAGAGGGAUGGGACCAGGAGUUGCAGCAAAUUGACAAAGGCCUGGACGGCACCGUGACCAAGAAGACGCUCAUGGGGGUCAUGUACGUGCCCCUCACCGACAAAGACGACCAGUGGCCUUACCCGAGAAGGAUUGUCGCGGCCAUGCAAAGGGCAGUGCGAAAAAAGCAGAUGCAAAAAAAUGUCGCCGGCCAAAAUUCCAACCAAGAUUGUUGAGAUUCUGGACGAUCUCUAAAUGCAGUGCCUGUUCCUUUAUUACUGAUGAUGAUUGUGUCAGGUGCUGUGGGAUUUGCUGAGAUUGGACUUCACACCCCAGCACAAAACACCCUAUCUAUUCCUAAUAAAAAUCUCAUCUGACAACGAAGACUUGUUAAAACUUGCAUGACACCGAUUCGUGGUGUUUCCUUUGUACUUCAAAUUUGAUGCUACUGAGCAUAGCAAUAGAAAAAAAGACUGCCAACAUCACUAAUUACUAUAGCAUUGGUCAUUGAAUUUCUUCAGCACUGAUUCGUUUUAGCUUUAUCUGCUAAUUUUCUCAAAUAAUUUGUUCAUCAGAUUUAGAGAAUUGGCAAUUUGAUGUGCAUUCACAGCUUAAUUGUUCAAUAAAAUGAUGAUCAUUCAUCAAGAUCAAUAUUAA